Messenger RNA from Aspergillus heteromorphus CBS 117.55, 1141 nucleotides. Its product is annotated as kinase-like protein. NCBI's taxonomy places the organism in Eukaryota, Fungi, Ascomycota, Eurotiomycetes, Eurotiales, Aspergillaceae. The transcript has 2 exons. The coding region runs from base 173 to 1141 and encodes 322 amino acids. The record is from RefSeq and is a predicted model, not a curated record.
CUGGAUAGUCACCAAAGCUGAACAAAGCACACAAACUCGGACUCGAACUCGAACUAGAACGUUAACUCCCCCCCCCUCUUCUAGACCAUGGGGUAGAUAGGCCCCGCCCCACCGGCUAUAAGACAAGACAAGACAGACCGAACAUCACAUCAGAGGACAGGACAGGACCAAGAUGUCCGACACCGCCGUCGAGAGCGAAACACAAAAUCCGCGACCAGAGCUCCUCGACCGGAUCUGCCACGUCCUCGACACCACCCAAACCAUCCACUACGCCCCGUCCCUCCAGGCAACCCGUCCCCCAAUCGUCACCAAAGACGCAAUCCUACAAGCCCAGGACCUCUCCCCCCACCGAAUCAACAACAGCUACCUCCUGGAACUCACCCCCACGCAACUCCUAAAAGUAGGUCCUUCCCACCGCGUCCAGCUAUCCGAAGCAGAAGCUAUGAUCCUCGCGCGCCAGCAAACCGCUCUGCCCAUCAUCCCCCGCGUAUUCAAUGCCUACCUGAUCGACGACAUCGGGUUCAUCCUGAUGGAGAAACUGCCCGGCGACCAGCUGGAUGACUCCUGGGAGGGCCUGUCGCGGGCCAUGAAGGUGUCCGUGGCGGAGCAGCUGCGCGGGUAUGUGGAGGCGUGGCGGCGGAUUCGUGGACCGUUUUAUGGCGCGGUGGAUGGCGGGCCCUGUCUUGAUGUGGUGUUUCAUCAUCCGUGGGAGAAUGUCAGGUAUGCCUAUGGGCCGUUUGGGUCGCGCAGGGAGUUUAAUCGCGGGUUGGUGGAGGCGUUGAGGAAUAGUAGGCCUGGGGGGCGGCUGUCGGGGAGGGAUGAGGGGUUUGUGGAGAUGGUUUUGGAGGCUGGGGUGGGGUUGGGGGAUGCGGAGGGGGAGGGGGAGGGAGAUGAGGAGGUGAAGGUGCUGACGCAUGGGGAUUUGCAUCCGUCUAAUAUCCUCGUGCGAGAUGGGGUGAUUACUGGGAUCGUGGACUGGGGGGCUGCAGGGUAUAGUGUGCCUGAACGGGAGUAUUUUUGCAUGCGGUGGUCGGCGUUGGAUCCGGAGUGGAUUGAGCUGUUGACGACUGUUCUUCCGGAUGAUGGGUAUGAGUUUUGGAAAGAGCUCAACUACCAGAUGAUGGCGUAUACAUGCAUCUAA